AUGAAUCCUGUGAACGAGAAAACAUCUCCUUUGCAUUUAUCAUCAGUUUUAAAUAACCUUUCAUUAGAUAUGAAUCCAACACAACAAGAUUCCUUAAAUGCUAGUUAUACCUUAAAAUUAGGUAAUUUACCAAAGGAUAUUACCUUAAGAGAAGCAUAUGCAAUCUUUGCAUUAACAAAUAAUUUGGUGCAUUUAGAACUUAUAGAAAAUCAUACUGAAGAAACUGGAAGUAUAAAACCAGAAAUUAUUGCAAAAUUUAAUUCUAUGGACUCUGUAGUAUAUUGUGCACAAUUAUUAGUGUCUAAAACAGAUGUUUUCGGUCCAACGGAUCCAAUAAUUUGUCAUGUAGAAGUCAUUGAUAAUUUAACGAAUAAAUUAGUUGCAUUUCAAAAUAUUCAACCUAAUGGACGUUCAUCUUCUCAAUUCACUGCAACGGGUGGACAAAUUACAUCUUUACCAAAUAUGAACGCUAUGAUUGGUAGUAAUACUCACCCAACUACCUCUCAACAACAUCAGCAACAGCAACAGCAACAACAGCAACAUCACCACCACCAACAACAACAACAGCAGCAGCAGCAACAAGGUAAUUCAUCGCGUUCUCAAUUUUCUUUUAGUGAUCCAUUUGCCAACAGUAUGGCCAAUCAAGAAUCUAUUCAACAAAACCAACAAAAUGCAUCAAAUGUGAAUCAAUCUCAUCAAGAUAUAUCUGUAAAUACUACCGAUGUUGGAAAAUCAUUCUUACUUAUGGACAAUGAUGAAAUUAAUGAUACAAUAUGGGGACCAAAUGCAAUUCCAUCAAGUAUCAAUGGUUUAAGUAAUACACCACAACCAUCUACUCCAACCGUAGAAUGGGGUAAUUCAAGUAGCAGGAAACAAAGUUCAGCUUUCUUUUUACCACCUGCUUCCGGCUCUGUUGGAACACCAACAAUGCCUAACAUGGAUGCCAUGGCAAUGCCUAAAGGUGUACAAUUACAAGGAUCAAACAAUCAAUCACAAAUUGCUCCAAAUCAAACUGUAUCUUCUAUUCAACCAUACGGUAUGAUGAAUCAAAUGGGAUCCAAUAGCAAUAAUCCUCCUAUGCAAAAUAUGAUCGACAAUAAUGAAAUAAAUUAUCCAGCACCUCAAAAUUCACAACAGGGAAACUUCAUGAACAAUUCUCCGUUCAAGGGUAGAAUGAGUACUAGUCAACCAAGAAACAUGAGUGAUGGCAUGGUAUCUUCAUCCCAACACGGUAACCAAAUUAACAACAAUGCCUCUAAUUCAAACCUCGCUAAUGGAUCUUCAAAUAAUUUGGUUAAGAUGAAUUCGUUAACCAAAAUUUCCUCCUCUACCCCAGUUUCUAAGGGUAACAAUCCACCAUCAAGCAUAUCACAGGCAGAUCUAUCUCUGUUGGCCAGGGUUCCACCACCAGCUAAUCCAGCGGAUCAAAAUCCACCUUGUAACACUUUGUACGUUGGUAAUUUACCUCCAGAUGCUACUGAAUCUGAAUUGAGACAAUUAUUUUCAGGUCAGCAAGGAUUUAGAAGAUUAUCUUUUAGAAACAAGAAUAACAAUGGAAAUGGUCACGGUCCAAUGUGUUUUGUUGAAUUUGAUGAUGUCAGUUUUGCCACAAGAGCGCUUGCUGAAUUAUAUGGUAGCCAAUUACCACGUACAACUACUAGUAACAAGGGAGGUAUUAGAUUAAGUUUUUCCAAGAAUCCAUUAGGUGUCAGAGGCCCAAAUAGUAGAAGAAACAUGAAUCCGUCCAAUACUCCAACUCUAGGAGGAAAUCCAAAUAAUUCUGUCGUACCUAACAAUAAUAUGGUUGGUAUACAGAAUAGUUCUGUAAUAAAUAAUACAGCUGUUCCAUAUAGUUAUACCAAUAAUUAUGCUAAAAAUUAA
This is a messenger RNA of Maudiozyma barnettii, 1881 nucleotides long. It is a transcript of the gene WHI3, whose product is annotated as mRNA-binding protein WHI3. Gene Ontology annotation, molecular function: mRNA binding. The record is from RefSeq and is a predicted model, not a curated record. Lineage: Eukaryota; Fungi; Ascomycota; Saccharomycetes; Saccharomycetales; Saccharomycetaceae. The transcript has a single exon. Bases 1 to 1881 code for a protein of 626 amino acids.